CCUGGGCUAGACUUGGUCUUCUGGGGGUGGGAAGGGCCAUGGGGGAUCUACUUAUGCUCAGAGUGGCUGUGGGCAUAUGCUAUGUAACCUUCAGUGCCUCUGCUUGGUCAGUGAACAAUUUCCUGAUAACAGGGCCCAAGGCCUAUCUGACCUAUACCACCAGUGUGGCCCUGGGCGCCCAGAGUGGCAUCGAGGAGUGCAAAUUCCAAUUUGCUUGGGAACGCUGGAACUGCCCUGAAAAUGCUCUCCAGCUCUCCACUCACAACAGGCUAAGAAGUGCUACCAGGGAGACUUCUUUCAUUCACGCUAUCAGCUCUGCUGGAGUCAUGUACACCAUCACCAAGAACUGUAGCAUGGGUGACUUUGAAAACUGUGGCUGUGAUGAGUCAAAAAACGGUAAAACAGGAGGCCAUGGCUGGAUCUGGGGAGGUUGUAGUGACAAUGUUGAAUUUGGGGAAAGAAUCUCCAAACUCUUUGUGGACAGCCUGGAGAAGGGGAAGGAUGCCAGAGCCCUGAUGAAUCUUCAUAACAACAGGGCAGGCAGGCUGGCAGUGAGAGCCACCAUGAAGAGAACUUGCAAAUGUCACGGCAUCUCGGGCAGCUGUAGCAUCCAGACAUGCUGGCUACAGCUAGCUAACUUCAGGGAGUUGGGCAACUACCUAAAGGCCAAGUACGAACGGGCACUGAAAAUUGAGAUGGAUAAACGGCAGCUAAGGGCUGGGAACAGUGCUGAGGGCCACUGGGUACCCACCGAGGCCUUCCUUCCUAGUGCAGAAGCUGAGCUGAUCUUUUUAGAGGAAUCGCCUGAUUACUGUACCCGCAAUUCCAGCUUGGGCAUCUAUGGCACAGAAGGUCGGGAGUGUCUGCAGAACAGCUGCAACACAUCCAGAUGGGAGCAAUGCAGCUGUGGGCGCUUGUGCACAGAAUGCGGCCUGCAGGUGGAAGAGAGAAGAACUGAGGCUAUCAGCAGCUGUAACUGCAAAUUCCAGUGGUGCUGCAUGGUCAAGUGUGACCAGUGUAGGCAUGUAGUGAGCAAAUACUACUGCACGCGAUCCCCAGGCAGUGCUUGGUCCCGGGGCAAGGGCAGUGCCUGACAGCACCUCACAGGAACUUACUGCUCAGUUGUAUGACAGUGGAGGGGACACAGCUUCUCUCUUGGAGAGAAGAGGUAAGGAAAACAAUUGGGAAACCACAGGGUUGAUCUGUAGUCCUCUUGAUAUCUGCUGUACAUGGGGAAGUGGAGGCCCAAGAUGAUACAGCAUGUUCUUGACAGAGCUGAAAUGGGAAUCUGUGCCUCCUAACUUGGGUAGACCCCAUUUCAUCUUUUCUGCAAGUUACUUCCUGGUCUUUCUGCCUAUAAUACUAUAGCUUGCUAAAGGGGAAGUUUGAUUUGGGGUCUAUAUCCAGAAAGACCUUCAAAAUACUUGCCCCUGGAGUUUCAGACCACAUCCAGCCCAGCUGUAUGGCUAAGAAUCAGAGGGGAUGGAAGCCAAAAAUGGAAGUGUUCUGUCCAGACUCCUGAAGGAGUAACCGUCCCCUACUCUGGCUAGCUCCAGAAAGAUCAGCUAUAAGUUCAUAGAGAUAAGUGAGGCAGAGACUACACACCUGCCUAUAGGGACGUAUUUUUGGUGUUGGGUUUUUUAACUCAAUGCACAUUUUUGAAAAGUUCUCCCUACGCAUUCCUGGGGAAACCAGUAUCUCAUAUAACCUGACAACUUUUCUAACUCAGAAACCAUUUCUGGAGCCAUGGAGAAGGAAUUGGCACAGUAAGUGGACAGGUGACUACAACUUAUCCAGUCAAAGCCUCCCAAGAGGGAUUUUUUCCCAGAAGAGCUGUAGAACAACUCUCUUUUGUUAUUUUCCCAAAUUGGGAACUCAACUUCAUUUUGCAAUAAAUGCUUCUAGUAUACACUUUUGAGACUUUUUGUUUCUCUCCUUGGAAGCCUUAGGAUCAGAAAGGGAAUGAGAGACUCCACUUCUAUAUUCCAGUGAUGUACAAGUCUAAAAGAGAAACUGGAAAUACCAAUCCCUUGAUAUUAGUGUUAGAUAUCAGAUAAUAAAAUUCAGACUCAAGCACUGGCCUAUAGGAAAAUAAUCCAGAUUUCUUGAUUUAGAAGGUAUUAUUUUAACGCAACCUAAGCAACUUGAGGAACAAGCAAGCCCUUUGAACUUGAACCAUAUUCAAAGUGUGUUUGCUCUCUCAACUUAGGCUUCCUGGGGUGUCUGUACACGGAGGAGCUGGGCUCCAAGGCAAGAGACUGGGAAAGUUGUGGAUUCUCCCUUCCUCAUUUGCACUUCUACGUGUUCCACUGGUAAUCUGUGGGGGGAGGGUAGUUCCCAUAAAGAGAGCCCUAGGGGCUCAGCCACUGGUCUCCUAAAUCUGAGGAUCUCAGCCUUUAGAGUCUCACCUCUCUACAAAGGCCAAACACCCCACAGAGAAGAGAUAUUCAGCUAUGUUAAAUAAAUAAGUAAAAUGAUUGAUCACCAAGAGUAGGGAAACAUUCCUAAUGUUUUAAAUUGAAAAAAACAAUUUAAAUGUUCAACAUCAGGGCAAACUAAUUAAGU
This is a messenger RNA of Dama dama (fallow deer), 2565 nucleotides long. RefSeq names its product Wnt family member 8A (gene WNT8A). The record is from RefSeq and is a predicted model, not a curated record. Bases 39 to 1094 code for a protein of 351 amino acids. The transcript is spliced from 6 exons. Gene Ontology annotation, biological process: neuron differentiation; canonical Wnt signaling pathway; multicellular organism development. Lineage: Eukaryota; Metazoa; Chordata; Mammalia; Artiodactyla; Cervidae. Gene Ontology annotation, cellular component: extracellular region. Gene Ontology annotation, molecular function: cytokine activity; frizzled binding.